This is a messenger RNA of Paramecium pentaurelia, 778 nucleotides long. NCBI's taxonomy places the organism in Eukaryota, Ciliophora, Oligohymenophorea, Peniculida, Parameciidae. The record is from the annotation of a GenBank genome assembly.
AUGCAACAUCUUAAAUUAUCAAUUCCUUCUUUGAACUAAUCAUUUUUAUACUCUGGAAAUUUUAAAGAGAUGUCCUAUUAGCAAUUAAUAGCAUAUGCAGAAAGUCGAUUAGGUCGAGUUCUACCUCCUGAUUUUGAAUUUUUCUAUGUAAAUUCCGAGGGCAAUUAAUUUGUUGUUGAUAGUGAUGAAUAAUUACGUAAUUUAAAAGGCUUGAACCAGUAACUAAUCAAAAUCAUUCUUAAAGAAAAAGAUAAAGAAAAAAUUUCUCAUCCAAACACAAUUUGCAAUCUAUGUCAUUCUUCUCCAAUUAUGAAUGCUAGGUAUAAAUGUAUAGUUUGUGAAAAUUUGGAGUUUUGUGAAAAUUGUUUAGAUCAUGGUUAAGUUCAUCCUUUGUUAAUCAUAUAUAAACCAGAGUAGGAGUAAUUUUUUGAUGGUUUUUUUAAAACAUCUAUGAAUAAAGUGAAGAACUUAUUCAAUUGUUAAUAUAGUAAUACUAAAAAAUACUGUUAUAGAUUUAAAAGAAGCAUUGUUGAAGAAGAAGACAGAACUAUUUGGUACAAACAAAAAGGAUCAUUAAUUAUAAUCGAUUUAAUAGGAAAAUAUAUAAUUGUAAUAAGAAUAAGAUGAUUAAAAAUAAAGUGAAGAUGUGCUUAAUAAAACAUUAAGAUUAAGUGAGGUAUUCGAAGGCUCUCCAGAAAAAUUUGAAAAUAUUGUCAAAUAAAAUCAACACUUAUCAUUUGAAGAAUUAGUUGAGCUGAUAUCAGAUUAAAUCUAAUGA